CAAGCAGUAUACUGCAACAUAUAGUCACUUGUAGGAAUCGUCGACAUCGAAUUCGACAUCUGUUCACGAAUCUCGUACAAGCGUGCGCGUGCGUGUAUUUGUAUUAGCGUACGUGCAAGAAAGAAGAGAAACAGAUAAAGAGAGGCAAUAAAAAUAAAGAGAGAAAAGGAUAUAAAAAGAAAUUAAGAAAGAAGUGGAUAAAGUGUUCUUACGCGGACCGUCCGUGCGAUUUAUGCAAAAUCUCGUGCAUAACGUGGAUGUAUUGUCACAAGGAUUAAAAUACAGUAUAUCAGGACUAAUGAACCUCGCAAAUCAGACUACUGAUCCUCAAAGUCGUGUUUUCUUUGUUAACUUCAAUCAGGAUUGCACAUCUUUGGCAGUAGGAUCAAAGGCAGGCUACAAAUUUUUUUCUUUAAACUCUAUUGAUCAUCUUGAAAAAAUAUAUGAAAAUGAUACUGAGGACAUAUACAUUGUUGAACGACUAUUCAACAGCAGUCUUGUGGCGGUAGUUAGUUUAAGAUCACCUCGUAAACUCAAAGUUUGUCACUUUAGGAAGGACUCUGAAAUUUGCCAUUAUAGUUAUUCCAAUACUAUCUUGGCUGUGAAACUCAAUAGAGCACGAUUAGUGGUAUGUCUAGAAGAGUCAUUGUAUAUUCAUAAUAUAAGAGAUAUGAAGGUGUUACAUACAAUUCGUGAUACUCCACCUAAUUUAGCAGGUCUGUGUACAUUGUCAAUAAAUAGUGAUAAUAGCUAUUUAGCUUAUCCAGGCUCAAAUACAAUUGGUGAAGUUCAAAUAUUUGAUGCAAUUAAUCUUCAAGCUAAAACUAUGAUCCCUGCACAUGACAGCCCAUUGGCAGCACUUGCAUUUAGUCCUAAUGGUACCAAAGUAGCUACUGCUUCUGAAAAGGGUACUGUAAUUAGAGUUUUUCAUGUUCAUGAUGGUACAAAACUAUUUGAGUUUCGUCGUGGAGUUAAACGAUGCGUAUCUAUAAGCAGUCUUGCUUUUAGCAUGGAUUCUAUGUUCCUUUGUUGUUCGAGUAAUACAGAGACAGUGCAUAUUUUCAAGUUGGAAGAACCAAAGGAAGCUUUGCGACAAACGCCAGAAGAAUCACAGACUUGGAUGGGAUAUUUAACAAAAGCUGUAUCUGCAUCUGCUAAUUAUUUACCUUCACAAGUAACCGAUGUUUUUAAUCAGGGACGUGCGUUUGCUAGUGUCCAUUUGCCAUUUCAAGGGUUGAAAAAUGUUUGUGCCAUCACAGUUGUGCACGAAGUACUUAGGUUGUUGGUGGCUAGUGCUGAGGGUUAUUUGUAUGUUUAUAAUUUGGAUUCAACAGAAGGUGGAGAUUGUACAUUACUUAAACAACAUAGAUUAGAUGGUAAACGAGAUGAAGUAGACUGUGCUAGUGUAUCUACAGCGGGAUCAGGAUCUGGAGAACCCCCUUCAAGAACAACACCACAAAUAAUACAAAAUGCAGCCUGCAUAAAUACCUACGCGGGUGCGUUGCGCGGUCGCUCGCCAGACUCCAUGUCAGAGUCAGAGAAGUAUCACGAGAUGAUAGCAGCAACUGAGAGUCCACCAAGCUUUUCAGGUUUCUUCCGUUUGAAAGAUGAUGCUGAAUUUCCACCUGUUACGCAAAGGACGGAUUAAGUGUAAUAAUUCAAGCAUAUCAAAAAUUAUGAAUGAAGAUGAAUUAUAUAUAACAGUGAUCGAAAUUAGGACACUGAGUACAGGUCAAACUAUAAAUCUAUAAUCAUAGCUAAUGUUGC
Messenger RNA from Eufriesea mexicana, 1767 nucleotides. It is a transcript of the gene Atg18a, whose product is annotated as Autophagy-related 18a. Gene Ontology annotation, molecular function: protein binding. Bases 233 to 1648 code for a protein of 471 amino acids. Lineage: Eukaryota; Metazoa; Arthropoda; Insecta; Hymenoptera; Apidae. The transcript has 11 exons. The record is from RefSeq and is a predicted model, not a curated record.